AUGGCACCACAAAAUAUAGUUGAAUUUGUUAUUUUAAAAUUAACAUUUUACCGAUUUCUCAAUCCAGAAUCUCCUAGAAUUUCAUUGACACGCAAGAAGCAUUCACCAAGUGGCUCCAUGACUCAAGUUGGAGAUUGGUUUGAUCGCAUAAUGUCUAAAGAGAAAUCGAGUAUACCCUCCACCGUAAGUGUACGUUAUUGUGAGUGGAAUAUAGCUUCGGGCAAUGCAAAUUUAUUUACGAUAAAUGACUAUCGUUUUGAUAAAAUCCUUUUAAUAUUGGGAGAAGAAUGCGUGCAUUGGAUGUACUAUAAAGAUAUGUGCCCGAAUAGACGUAUCGAAGGAUUUGGUCCUUUAUCAGUAAAUUAUUGCGGCUGCUGUUUAAACACUCAGUACAUGCAAAUUAUGGAAUCCGUUAAGGGCUGUGUGAUGAAAAAGGACGUUUGUAACUAA
Messenger RNA from Calliphora vicina (urban bluebottle blowfly), 450 nucleotides. RefSeq lists its product as uncharacterized. The coding region runs from base 1 to 450 and encodes 149 amino acids. The transcript is spliced from 3 exons. The record is from RefSeq and is a predicted model, not a curated record. NCBI's taxonomy places the organism in Eukaryota, Metazoa, Arthropoda, Insecta, Diptera, Calliphoridae.